AACAUGAUUAUCAUUUUCCAUUGAGCUUUUAAAUUUGUUAGCUUUCUCCCGCGCUAAUGUAAGGUUCCCGUCUUUGCAACCAGCUGUAUUCUCUUCUGUGAACUCCUUGUCCGCUGGAAAAUCUGUUCAACUGACUGCCCAGUUUUCAAUCAAAACAGAAAAAUGUCUGGAGCUGCAGGAACCGUUGGCCGACCGAUGAAGUACCCCUACACCUUGUCCGCGAAAAUAGCCCAGUUCCCUUUCAAAUGGCACGUCAACAACCAGUGGAUCUGGAAGUACUACCUCAUUGGAGUAGCUGUCUGCACCCCUCUUUUCUACAAAAUCCAGAAGGGUGCCAACUCACCCGCCAACAAGGCUAAGUGGGCCGAGUCUCAAAAGAAGUCUGGCCAUUAAGUCCUCUCGUGAGCUAAUUGUGUACAUUAAAAAUGCCGAUUUCAGCUGGUAGAAUGGAAAAGCGAAAAUAAAUGUUAUGUUCUAGUUAAGAA
This is a messenger RNA of Cloeon dipterum, 485 nucleotides long. It is a transcript of the gene roh, whose product is annotated as reduction of Rh1. Bases 163 to 393 code for a protein of 76 amino acids. The transcript has 2 exons. The record is from RefSeq and is a predicted model, not a curated record. NCBI's taxonomy places the organism in Eukaryota, Metazoa, Arthropoda, Insecta, Ephemeroptera, Baetidae.